AAAACUGAGGACGCAUCUGUAGUGAUCCAUCCUCUCACCCCCCAUGGCGACCGUGCUCUCCCGACUCUACCACGAGCUAGGUCUUGGCUCUGUUUGGGAUUCGGGCAGAGAUGUCUGGUUGGUACUCCUCGCUCGGAGCGCCCGGAUGUUUGCGUAUGGCGCCAACUCACUCAUCCUCGCCUUGUUCUUCUCGCAAUUAUCAUUUUCCGACUUUCGCAUCGGUGUCUUUAUGAGUUUGACCCUGCUGGGAGAUGUUGUCUUGACAGUCGCCCUGACUACGACGGCUGAUCGCUAUGGACGACGUCGAACGAUCUUGCUCGGAUCGGUCCUCAUGGUCAUCUCAGGGUUGGCAUUCGUUUUGGUCGAGAAUUUUUGGAUCCUGCUCAUGGCCGCCGUGAUAGGCGUCAUCAGCGCCUCGGGCGGGGACUUUGGUCCGUUCAGAGCCAUUGAAGAGUCCAUGUUGUCGCAGAUAACCACAGGUAAAGCUCGAAACAAUGUCCUGGCGUGGUAUGUGACGACGGCGAGUCUUGGCUCUGCCAUAGGAACCGAAACCUCGGGUCGAAUGGUCGACGGACUGCUCUCACAUGGGUGGUCUCGACUCGAUGCAUACCACACCAUCUUUGGUCUUUACGUCAUGAUGGGCGCUCUGAACGCUGUCCUGGUGCUUCUGAUGGGUGAUCGACUGGAAGCUGCCCGACCUGUCGCGCCAGAAGACGAGAUGAUGCUUCUGGAGGAGGAGCCUGGAACCAAGCCUCAGCCUCAGCCUCAGCCCCAGGCCUCCUCCCCCUGGUCCUUGUCUCUGUCAACCCGUACCGUCAUGUACAAGCUCUGGCCGCUUUUGGCGCUCGACUCGGUCGCCGAUGGCAUGGUCAGCUACUCACUCACGACCUACUACCUCGAGCAAAAGUUUCACACCACAACGGCAACACUAGGCGAUAUCACUUCCGUGUCUUACUUUCUCGCCGCCGCGUCGACCAUCUUUGCCGGUCCACUGGCCAAUCACAUCGGUCUCGUCAACACGAUGGUCUUUACCCAUGUCCCAUCCUCAGCGGCGGUUCUCCUCUUCCCACUCCCCUCACAUCUCGUUCUCACCGUCAUACUCUUCUUCAUCCGGACUGGUCUCAACAAUAUGGAUCAAGCGCCACGUUCUGCAUUCAUUGCCGCCGCCGUCAAGGCAGAGGAGCGCACAGCGGUCCUGGGUCUCACAUCAACGAUACGAACUCUGGCAGCCACGGCGGGGCCAAGCAUCACGGGCAUCCUGGCGCAGAGUGGCCGAUUCUGGCUCGCAUUCGUGGUCGCUGGCGCGUUCAGAUUGCUUUAUGACUUUGGGUUAUGGGCGUUGUUUAUCAAUAUGAAGAUAGAUUGAAUGAUCAAUUUCUAAAUCUUGUCCCUUCCCACGCCAGUGAGCCAGAGUAAUUUCCAAACGGUCACUAUGGGAACCUUGACAAUCGUCUGCUGAAGACGGGGAUUCCCCUUGGCGGCAUACUUCGCAAUGAGAAUGUUGCCCAUGAAGCAGACCAUGACCAUGAGGUACACUGUCCAUCUCAGCCAGGUCCCCCAACCCAUUU
Molecule: messenger RNA, 1568 nt
Organism: Kockovaella imperatae
Lineage: Eukaryota; Fungi; Basidiomycota; Tremellomycetes; Tremellales; Cuniculitremaceae
Product: major facilitator superfamily domain-containing protein
Exons: 2
Coding region: 44-1366 (440 amino acids)
Biological process (GO): transmembrane transport
Cellular component (GO): fungal-type vacuole membrane
Molecular function (GO): transmembrane transporter activity
Source: RefSeq, a predicted model, not a curated record